UAUACAUACAUCAGAGAGUCCAUUCACUAAGCAUGACUACUCGCUGUUUGGGAUUUAUGGCUCUACCUUAUUUAUUGUUCUUCUUCUUCCUCAUCUCGUUUUCCGCUGCGCAUGGUGAAAGUGAGAAGCAACAUAACUGUCCACGCUCUUUUGAUUGUGGAAGCCGCGGCAGAUUCCAGUACCCUUUCACCAAGGCUGAACUCCCUCACUGCGGCUUGCUGCUCAUUCAUGGCUGUGAAGACACGUACUAUUCGCGCAAAAUGAUUCAACUGGACAAGAAUGCAACAACCUUAGAGCUUACAGGCUCCCUUGACUCAAAUACUGUCAUCACCAUUUAUGAUGCAGAUUUUCACGCCAGUUUGGAACAGAACAAAUGUCACGCUUUGAACACUACUUAUACUCUUCCUCCACCUUCUCCUCUGCUCUCUAUUUAUAUCGAAUACAAUGUGACCCUAUUUCGAUGCAAUCACAACCUUAGAAUAAAUCUCCCUUUACAUUAUGGUAACCUCACAUGCCGUGACUACGACAUCUAUUAUGAUAAAAUCAAUACGUCUCCUACUAUACACGAUGCCGGUGGCAUUUUCUCGAACUGCUCACUUCUUCAUUUUGCAACAAAAGAUGCCAUCAAUAGCACAGAUGUUUUAUCCUUUGUAUCUUCUGAGAUUGCUCUCAAAGUGGUAUUAUCUCCUGAUUGUGAUGAUUGCUUCAAUCACAGACGAGGCCAAUGUCAUCUUGACACCAACAACGAAUUUUACUGUGACAAAGUGCCAAAGGAUAACAAUAAAGCCUUGAAGGUCGGAGUCGGAAUAGGUUUAGGUAUGAGUACACUGCUAGGACUUUUGAUCAUUGGAUGCUUCCUCAGACGACGUUAUAGAAGAAAAGAUGUUCCUUCAGACCUCCAAUACCAAUCAAACUAUGCAUCUACAAAUCCAGAGGCAGAAAGCAAGAGGGGCUACUUUGGAGUCCCUCUCUUCUCUUACAAGGAGCUCAAAGAAGCUACAAAUAAUUUCCACCACACAACCCAACUUGGAAAGGGAGGAUUCGGAACAGUUUACUAUGGAAAACUGCGAGAUGGACGGGACAUUGCCGUAAAGCGCCUUUACGAGCACAACUACAGGAGAAUGGAACAGUUUAUGAAUGAAAUCGAUAUCCUUGCUCGCUUGCGCCAUAAGAACCUAGUAUCCCUUUACGGCUACUGCACUUCACCCCACAGCCGUGAAUUACUGCUUGUGUAUGAGUUUGUUCAGAACGGCACGGUGGCUUCUCAUAUCCACGGUGAUUUUACACGGACUACCACACUGCCAUGGCAUAUAAGAAUGAAGAUUGCCAUAGAGACCGCCACUUCAUUGUCUUAUCUCCAUUCCUCUGACAUAAUCCACCGCGAUGUCAAAACCAACAACAUUCUUCUUGACAACCACUUUUGUGUUAAGGUUGCGGAUUUCGGCCUUUCAAGACUGUUCCCCAAUGAUGUCACACAUGUCUCCACAGCACCACAAGGGACUCCGGGUUAUGUUGACCCUGAAUACCACCGCUGCUACCAGCUUACUAGCAAGAGUGAUGUUUAUAGUUUCGGAGUGGUGCUCAUUGAGCUUAUAUCUUCUAAGCCUGCUGUUGACAUGGACAGGCAUAGGGAUGAGAUUAAUUUGUCUGAUUUAGCCAUAAACAAGAUUCAAAACGGUGCAUUGAGUGAGCUGGUUGAUCCUACUCUUGAUUUUGAUUCGGAUAAUGAGGUUAAGAGGAUGAUAGUGUCAGUGGCAGAGUUGGCUUUUCAGUGUUUGCAACGGGAUAGGGAACUGAGGCCUACCAUGGAUGAAGUUUUGAAGCUGUUGAUCACAAUUGAAUGUGGGAAGGCUAAAGAUGAACAUAUUGACGAAGUAGAUUUACAUCCAUCAUCAUCCACAUCCCCAGCUUCACCAGAUUUGGAUGAAGUUGGAUUAUUGAAGAACAGGAUUCUACUGCCUUCACCAAAAGCAGUGACUGAUAGAUGGAAUAGUGAAUCAACUUCAUCUAAUGUCAGUGGUUAAUCACCAUGCUGCUUACUGCAUUCUUAGUCUAGUGUAGUAAUUUCUAUGUAGAUGAGUUAAAGCUCCAGAAUAAAAUAAAAUAAAAAGUCCAGUGCUGAAAUAUUACUAAAGUAAGAGGAUCAUAUGUUACACUGACAACUCAUCUGGUAAAGGACUUGUUGCGUCAAAGGAUUUUGACAAACACCCGUUGUUUUUGGCUCAUUAAAUUCAAAUUAAUACACUUCUUCCGGUGAUUGG
Messenger RNA from Arachis duranensis, 2261 nucleotides. Its product is annotated as LEAF RUST 10 DISEASE-RESISTANCE LOCUS RECEPTOR-LIKE PROTEIN KINASE-like 1.1. The coding region runs from base 33 to 2024 and encodes 663 amino acids. The record is from RefSeq and is a predicted model, not a curated record. NCBI's taxonomy places the organism in Eukaryota, Viridiplantae, Streptophyta, Magnoliopsida, Fabales, Fabaceae. The transcript is spliced from 3 exons. Gene Ontology annotation, biological process: protein phosphorylation. Gene Ontology annotation, molecular function: ATP binding; protein kinase activity.